Panicum virgatum (switchgrass) is the source of this 2140-nucleotide messenger RNA. Its product is annotated as ABC transporter F family member 1-like. NCBI's taxonomy places the organism in Eukaryota, Viridiplantae, Streptophyta, Magnoliopsida, Poales, Poaceae. The coding region runs from base 65 to 1909 and encodes 614 amino acids. The transcript is spliced from 5 exons. The record is from RefSeq and is a predicted model, not a curated record. Gene Ontology annotation, molecular function: ATP hydrolysis activity; ATP binding.
CCAACCAAACAAGCCCCUCCACCUCCCCCGACCGAACCCCAACUCAAGGAGGGCAAGGGUCAUCAUGGUCUCCGACGCCAGCAAGAAGAAGGCCGCCGCCGCAGCCAAAAGGGGAGCCAAGGCACCCGUCGCCCCUUCCUCUUCCUCCUCCAAGGGAGCAGCAGCAGCUGCUGCUGCAGCGCCGCCCAAGUCCAUCGAUGCCGUCGCCGCGCUCAACCUCUCCGAUCGCACCUGCACCGGCGUCCUCGCCUCCCACCCGCUCUCCAGAGACAUCCAUAUAGAGUCUCUUUCGUUAACGUUUCAUGGCCAUGACCUUAUUGUGGAUUCUGAGCUAGAGCUCAACAAUGGGAGGCGUUAUGGUUUACUUGGACUAAAUGGAUGUGGAAAAUCUACUCUUCUCACAGCAAUAGGUUGCAGGGAACUCCCUAUCCCUGACCACAUGGACAUAUACCAUCUCACCCGUGAGAUUGAGGCUUCAGACAUGUCCGCACUGCAAGCUGUUGUUAGUUGCAAUGAAGAAAGAGUGAAGUUGGAGAAGGAAGCUGAAAUUUUGGCUGCACAGGAUGACGAUGGUGGUGAUGCGUUGGAUCGUGUGUAUGAGCGUCUAGAAGCGAUUGAUGCAUCUACUGCUGAAAAGCGUGCUGCUGAGAUAUUAUUUGGUUUAGGUUUUAACAAGCAAAUGCAGGCAAAGAAAACUCGCGAUUUUUCUGGAGGUUGGCGUACGAGGAUUGCAUUGGCUAGAGCACUAUUCAUGAAUCCAACAAUCCUUUUGCUUGAUGAGCCCACAAACCAUCUUGAUCUUGAGGCAUGUGUCUGGCUGGAAGAGACGCUAAAGAAAUUUGAUCGCAUACUUGUGGUCAUAUCUCACUCCCAGGACUUUCUAAAUGGAGUGUGCACAAACAUCAUCCAUAUGCAGAACAAGAAGCUCAAGUUAAAUGAAAUGGGCACAUUCUCGUGCCGUUCGUUCAAAAAAAAGAAGCUCAAGUUAUACACUGGGAAUUAUGACCAGUACGUUCAGACCCGGUGCGAGCUUGAAGAGAAUCAGAUGAAGCAGUACAGAUGGGAGCAGGAGCAGAUUGCUUCAAUGAAGGAGUACAUUGCACGGUUCGGCCAUGGGUCUGCAAAGCUUGCACAUCAGGCUCAGAGCAAGGAGAAGACUCUAGCAAAGAUGGAGCGUGGUGGGCUCACGGAGAAGGUUGUUAGGGACAAGAUACUGGUUUUCCGCUUCACAAAUGUUGGCAAGCUUCCACCGCCGGUGCUGCAGUUUGUCGAGGUCACAUUUGGGUACACACCGGAUAAUCUUCUAUACAAGAAGCUUGACUUUGGUGUUGAUCUGGACUCUAGAAUCGCACUGGUUGGUCCCAAUGGAGCAGGGAAGAGCACCCUUUUGAAGCUGAUGACAGGUGAGCUGGCUCCAUUGGAUGGUAUGGUGAGGCGGCACAAUCACCUGCGUAUUGCGCAGUUCCAUCAGCAUCUGGCGGAGAAGCUGGACCUGGACAUGUCGUCCCGGCAGUACAUGAUGAAGGAAUACCCUGGGAACGAAGAAGAGAGGAUGAGAGCCGCAGUUGGCAAGUUCGGGUUGUCCGGGAAGGCUCAGGUGAUGCCGAUGAGGAAUCUAUCAGACGGGCAGAGGAGCCGUGUCAUCUUUGCGUGGCUGGCAUACAGGCAGCCACAACUGCUGCUGCUGGACGAGCCGACGAACCAUCUUGAUAUCGAGACCAUCGACUCCCUAGCAGAGGCGCUGAACGAGUGGGACGGCGGUCUGGUCCUGGUGAGCCAUGACUUCAGGCUGAUAAACCAGGUUGCUCAUGAGAUCUGGGUGUGUGAGAACCAGGCGGUGACAAGGUGGGAAGGCGAUAUCAUGGAUUUCAAGGAACACUUGAGGACCAAGGCUGGUCUAUCUGCCUGAUUAAUUAUUAUUGCAAGGAGAGGCCUAGCUUGGUUUCUUCUUUAUCGAUCUCUUGUGUACCACGGACGGCAGAGACCACCCAGUGCAGUUAUGAUGGAGUACGUAUCUAUCAGUGUGUAACAGAAACAGAUGAUGCAGUUACGAUAUGUAUACUCAUAUGUGCAGUGGUUUAUUCUACACCAAUAACUAGAUUGAACUGAAUUACUAUACAAAUUUUUAGCAGUUUAGUAA